AUGGAUCGUGGUAAAAUGACUUCUGCUGGCCGCGGUGCCAAAAGCAAAGCACCUCAGCAUCCGCAGGAUAUCUUUGCCCUCGGAAGUAAAUCUACAGUGGUUGUUAAUAGGGAUUCUGAGAAAAGAAACAUACACAAACCAUCUACAAGUGGUGUUGAACGCAAAAGAGAAACAUCUGGUUUUGGCAGUCAACCCCCAACUAAGAGAUCAAGAAUUGGAUCACCUGCUGAGGCUGUUGGAGGAACUUCAUUGGAAGUAGAUCCAGUAGAUCUUGUACCAAGUGUACUUCAAGCAUUGGAUACCCAUAAUUCUGACAAACUUCUUGGACUUCUGACUGGUUCAAUACGCUUGCUAAAGUCACAGAGAUCAAAACCAGAUCCAAUAUUAUGCAUGAGCAUGUUGUACCUUACAAAGAUACGUCCAAACAUGUUUGCUCACGAGACAGUGACACAGAGUUUAUGCACAUUACUGAAAAGAGAGCAGGGUGCAGCAUUCAAGAACAAAAGCAAUCUACUAGUGUUUGUGUUGGCCUGUAACAUGUUGUAUGCUGGACACAAGGACAGCAACAAUUGGCCAGAUACUUUUAUAAAGGUUUAUAUAGAAGAUGCUUUGAAUGAGCGCUGUUGGGUUGAGUGCUCUUGGUGUAAAUGUCUUGUAGAGAAUAUUAUCACCGCUUUCAAUACUAAACAACCACCCUCUUAUCUUAUUCCUUCUGAGAACACUCUUGGCACUAUGUCUCCCUCGGGUUCUGGUUCACCUCUCAUGGGAAGCAAUGAUGAUGAAACUGCUGUUGAUACUGAGCUGGAAUAUACUGUAUUCCCUAGGUAUUCUAGUAGUUAUGAAACGGUGGAGGCGUUGGUCCUGGAGGCUAUCAAAGAGCAGAUUCAACGGCGCGCCGCACCAGAUGCCAUUCAUCGCGGUUUCCUUAAGUUGCUAGCUGCUACUUGUGGUUUUCCUGAGAUCCGUAUGAUAUCAGCGUCGCGGCUGGAGGCGUGGCUGCACUCGGGCAAGCUGUCGCGUUGCGCGCAGGAGCUGCUCGCGUACGUGUGCUGUAACGCGGACGCGUGCGGGCCCACCGCGGCGCGCGACCACGAGGUGCUGGCGCAGCUCGCGCGCAUGCGGCUCAAGACCAAGCCGAUGCAGCAGGCCUACCAGGCUUGUCUCAGAGUGAUGGCGGCGGACAGUCCCGCGCUGCUGCGCAGCGUGAUCACGCACACGAUAUACAACGAGCUGUCGAACGUGCGGUCGCCGAACAACAUGUCGGUGCUGGCGGCGCUGCUGGCGGCGCAGCCCGCGCUGGCGCCGGUGGCGAUGGCGGAGACGUUCCACGAGCUGGUGCUGCGCGCGGAGGACUACCUGCGGCCGCUGCGGGCGCUCACGCGCGAGUGCGUGCGCGCCGCCCCCGCGCGCGCCGACGCGCAGGCGCUGCUGCCGCUGGCGCGCGCGCUCGCCGCGCCGCCGCCGCACGAGCCCGCCGCGGAGGUGCGGGAGCGAGCGUUCUCUUCUCUGGCGGACCUGUUCUGCUGCUGCUGCCUGGUGACGGCCACGCACAGCAAGCACCUGCCCGACUACAAGCAGCAGCUGAGCGGCAUCCAGUGCGCCGCCCUCGGCUGGCUGCUGGACACCGCGCCCGCCAUAUACAGGCCCUCCCGGCACGACUACCAGCACGCUCUCAACAAGAUAAUGUUCGUGGAGAGCGCGGAGGUGUACAGCAAGCCGGACAACUGGCCGCCGGAGUGCGAGCGUGCGCUCGCGCACCGCAUCUGCUGCGAGGCGCCGAUGCCGAGACAUAAUCUACUCAGGAUCAUAUUCAUUGGAUUGUCCAAGGAAAUCCCCGUGGGCCCGGCGGAGGCGCUGGAGCUAGUGGAGCAGCUGGUGCGGCGCGCGUGCGUGCUGCCGCCCGAGGAGCAGCCGCUGCUGGUGGACCGCCUGGACCUGGCCGACCACAUCUUCCAUCUGUGCCAGUUCCACCCGCCCGACAACAUCACGCUGCCCGCCGGGUACACUCCCCCCGAGCUGGCCAUCACGGGCCUGUACUGGCGCGGGUGGGCGCUGCUGCUGAUGGUGGCCGCCCACAACCCCACCACGUUCGCCGCGCGCGCCGCCGCCACCUAUCCCACGCUGCGGGCACUCAUCGAGAUGUGCAUCACCAAUAAGCCGAGCAUAGAGUGGAGCGCCAACGGCAACAGCGAGGCGGAGCGCGCGGAGGCGGAGCGCGCCAGCAUCCUGCAGCUGGAGGCGCACCUGGCGGCCGCCAGCAACGCCAAGCUGCCAGUCACCGAGCACACCUCGCGGCUGCUCAGCCAGCUGACGACGCUAGAUCCUCUAGGUCCAGCUCGGAAGCCACCGCAGAGUGUCAUCGAGUCCAUUCAAGCUCUAAACACCCAGCUACGUUUGGGCCGCCUCUUAUGUAGACAACCUGCGCUCCUCCUAGAUCUGGUGGAGCGGCAGGGCACGCGGCGCGCGAUGCCGUGGCUGCACCAGCUGCUGCGGCACGACCAGCUCGAGCUGAGCGUGCUGCCCGUGCAGUGUCUGUGCGAGUUCCUCGCUGCGGGACCAGGCGGGAGCGGCGGCGGCGGCGGUGACGGCGGCAAGGCGGGCGAGCUGUGCCAGCACCUGCGGCGCACGGUGGCCGCAUGCGAGGCGGGCGCGCGUGCUGUGCUGCACUACUACCUGCAGCGCCUGGCGCACCCGCACGCGCCCACGCGCGCGCAGGCGCAGCGGGGUCUAAAGUUGGUGUUAAGUCAAACCGAAGAUACAUCUGAAAUGGACUACAACGCUGACGUCAAUCCCGAGGAGUGGCUGGAGCUGUUGUGGGGGCUGCAGCACUGGGCGGCCGUGCGCGGGGAGGUGGCGGCGCGCGUGCGGGCCGCGUGCCUGGUGGAGUGCGUGCCCGCGCACGUGGCCGCCUACGUCGCCUUCCUGGCGCGCCACGCGGCCGCCGAGCCCGCGCCCUCCGCAAGGGAACUCACGCCGCUAGUGCUGGACCUGUCGCAACUGGUGAUGGAGCGCACGUGCGUGAUGAGCGCGAUCCUGCCGCCGGCGGAGGCGCGCGACCCGCCGCCGCCGCACGACGCGCGCGCGCACGCCACGCUCUACCACCUCACCUGCAUACUGCACAACCACAUCAACCAGAUUCGGACUAAUGAUACGGAGGAUGCGAAUAUGGAAACGGAAAGUGAGGAGGCGGGCGAGGAGGGGGAGGGCGGCGAACCGGCGUGGACCCAGGGGGAGAAGCUCGUGCUGCACUGGCCCAACGGGAAACGUGCCUCGCUACACGUCGUAGUGGCACACGCGCACCUCAAACUGUUGUGCUACGGACCCUCUAUUUACGACACGAACCAGGAGAUGUACUCGUGGCUGCAGUCGGUGUGGGUGGGGGGCGGGGGCCCGGGCGUGGGCGCGGGGGCGGGGGAGCUGCUGCCGGACUGGCUGCGCCUGCAUCUGGUGCGCAGCGCGCGCCCGCCGCUGCUGGAGGCCGGCCUGCGCGCGCUGCCCGCGCACAAGCUCGCGCUCUUCAUACAGACCUUCGGCAUGCCCGUCGCCUCCAUGACCGCGCUGCUGACGGCGCUGGACGCGUGCCCGGCGGGCGCGGUGGUGCGCCUGGGCGUGGAGCGCGCCUACAUGGCGCAGCUGCUGCGCGUGCAGCGCGCGAGGGGGGCGCGCGGGGGGCAGGCCUUCGCCGCCGCGCUGCAGCUGCAGCCCGCCGCGCUGCCGCCAGGUCAUACACGAUGUGCACGCGUUCACUCGCGUUCAAAAAAGUUACCACUUUGGGGUGGACCUUUGAGACGAGACGAAACUAUAUUUUUUAAGAUAUUCGAAACUAGCUAA
This is a messenger RNA of Diatraea saccharalis (sugarcane borer), 3831 nucleotides long. NCBI's taxonomy places the organism in Eukaryota, Metazoa, Arthropoda, Insecta, Lepidoptera, Crambidae. The record is from the annotation of a GenBank genome assembly.